This is a messenger RNA of Beauveria bassiana ARSEF 2860, 1068 nucleotides long. Its product is annotated as zinc-binding dehydrogenase. Bases 1 to 1068 code for a protein of 355 amino acids. The record is from RefSeq and is a predicted model, not a curated record. NCBI's taxonomy places the organism in Eukaryota, Fungi, Ascomycota, Sordariomycetes, Hypocreales, Cordycipitaceae. Gene Ontology annotation, molecular function: oxidoreductase activity. The transcript is spliced from 3 exons.
AUGACUGCUCAGAUUCCCGCCACCACCAAGCAAUGGACAGUUAGCUCUAUAGAUGGCAGCGAAGGCCUCGGUGCCCUCAAGCUCAACAAAGUGGCCGUUACUCCACCGGGCGACAGUCAAGUGUUGGUAAAAUUGGAGGCUGCAUCUCUCAAUUUUCGUGAUCUCAUCAUCCCUCUUGGCAAGUAUCCCUUUGCCGCCAAGAAGAACGUCAUUCCGGGCUCCGACGGCGCCGGCACCGUCAUCGCCGUCGGCAAGCGGGUGACUCGCUUCAAGCCGGGCGACAAGGUCAUCACGCUCUUCAACCAGGAGCACAUUGGCGGGCCCGUCGACUCGGUCAACGUGCUCAGCGGUCUCGGCGGCGCCAUUGACGGCGUGUUCCGCGCCGUUGGCGCCUUCAACGAGCAAGGGCUCGUGCACCGUCCCAGCAGCCUCUCGGCCGUCGAGGCCGCCACGCUGCCCUGCUCGGCGCUGACGGCCUGGAACGCCCUCUACGGGCAGACCGACGCCCAAAUCACCGCGGGCCAGUGGGUGCUCACGCAAGGGACCGGCGGCGUGAGCAUCUCGGCGCUGCAGUUUGCCAAGGCCGCCGGCGCCCGCGUCAUUGCCACGACGGGCUCCCGGGAUAAGGAGGCGACCCUGAAGAAGCUCGGCGCCGACCACGUCAUCAACUACAAGGAGACGCCCGACUGGGGCGCCAAGGCGCGCGAGAUUACCGGCGGCGUCGGCGUCGACCACGUCAUCGAGGUGGCCGGCCCGUCGUCCAUGCGCCAGAGCAUCAAGGCCAUCAAGAUUGCGGGCGUCAUUACCAUUAUCGGCUUCGUGGGCGGCGCAGAGGGCGAAAAGGAGCCGGGCUUCCUCGAGUGUCUCAACAACCUGUUUACCGCUCGCGGCGUGCUCGUCGGCAACAGAGUGCAGCUCGAGGACAUGUGCCGUGCCAUUGACGCCAACGCCGACCGUCUGCGGCCUGUAGUCGACUCCAAGGUUUUUGGUCUGGAACAGCUCAAAGAGGCAUACGAGUAUCUCCAGUCUGGCAAGCACUUUGGCAAGGUGUGCAUCAAGAUUGAUUAG